Molecule: messenger RNA, 1958 nt
Organism: Quercus lobata
Lineage: Eukaryota; Viridiplantae; Streptophyta; Magnoliopsida; Fagales; Fagaceae
Product: cellulose synthase, putative (DUF1644)
Exons: 4
Coding region: 391-1536 (381 amino acids)
Source: RefSeq, a predicted model, not a curated record
ACUUUAUUCAUUCAUAAAUUCUCACAAAUACCAACUCCUUCACGCAAUCAAAAAAAAAAAAAUCUCAUGAUCUAAACCAUUCCGGAGUCAGACCCAACGAUUCAAUUAUUUCGAUUUUAAGAUUUACUGAUGAUCUGGUGGCUUGUGAAGCCGUUGUAAAGCAAUUAUUCAAGGCUGUAUUCCUUCAACUUCUGUAGUACUUUUGCACUGCUUCAUUAUUUAUAACAUAAUCAGAAGCAUUGCAUAGUGCUUGCCUUGUUAUUUAGUGUAUAAAGUGAAGUAAAGAUCUGUAUUUUUCAACUGGUAAAACACGUAGAGAUUCAGAAGACUCAAGUAGGAAAAAUAUAUAGAGCAACAGCUCCUCUUGUAAUUUACAACAGUGCAAACAAGAUGGCUGGGGUAAAACGAAGACAUUUUGGUUCAGAUAUCCGUUCUCUUCACAAAGAGUUGGAUGAGGUUUCGUGCCCUAUCUGCAUGGACCAUCCACAUAAUGCUGUUCUCCUCCUGUGCAGCUCACAUGAUAAGGGUUGCAGAUCUUAUAUUUGUGAUACAAGUUACAGGCAUUCAAAUUGCCUGGACCGCUUUAAAAAAUUAAGGGCCAACACUAGGACUUUACCCACUUCUUUACAUGUAAAUCCAUACAAUUCUAGUAAUGCUUCUGGUAUGAACUUGGCUUUGAGUACUGACUUAAAUCAGGCUAGUGAAAAUCACAAUCUAAAUGAAAGAAACACUGUAAUAUCUGUUGGCUUGCCUGGAGCACUGGGAGAAGAUGGUCUUCAGGAUCAAAGUAGACAUUUAGAAAUGCAAGAAGGCAUAUUGGAAACACUUGAUUCUGAAUCCUUUCAGGAAAGGGUUGAGGUUGAAGAGUUAGAUGUGGAGAAUUCAUCAGAAUCAGAACUGAGCUUGAAAUGCCCUUUGUGCCGAGGAGACAUACUUGGGUGGGAGGUUGUGGAAGAGGCCAGGAAUUAUCUUAACCUGAAGAAGCGAAGUUGCUCUAGGGAAUCAUGCUCGUUCUUUGGUAACUACCAGGAAUUGCGACGGCAUGCAAGAAGGGUUCACCCCACAACCCGACCAUCUGACAUAGAUCCAUCUAGAGAACGAGCGUGGCGAAGCCUUGAGCACCAGAGAGAAUAUGGUGAUAUAGUCAGUGCUAUUCGUUCAGCUAUGCCUGGAGCUGUUGUGGUUGGGGACUAUGUUAUUGAAAAUGGAGAUAGACUAGCAGGUGAAAGGGAAAGUGGUGCAGGUGAAGUUAAUGGGCCAUGGUGGACUACUUUGUUUUUGUUUCAGAUGAUUGGCUCGAUGGAUGGUGUUGGGGAAUCACGGGCCCGGUCAAGGGCUUGGAUGAGACAUCGACGGCCAGCAGGAGCUUUAUCUGAACGGCGCUUUCUUUGGGGGGAGAAUCUGUUGGGUCUGCAGGAUGAUAAUGACGAUGACAACGACUUGCGAAUAUUAAGUGAUGUGGGUGAAGAUGGAUCUCCAGUUCCUAGAAGACGUCGGCGUUUGACCCGGUCAAGGUCAAAUGGAGAUCAACCUUGAAGAGUCAUUAUGUCCGUAAUGUGCAGAAACUGCCUUUGAACAACAGGAUCCUUCCUGUUGAUUAAGAACACUGUGAUUUGAGAAACUUGUAAGCUUGUUCCUGGUCAAGAGUUUUUAAAGUUUGUUUGGGGAUGGAGUAAAUGUGAGAAUGGAAAAGAGUGUCAGAUUCUAUUGUUGAAGGCUGGCUCUGACACGAGUUACACUCAGCUCUCAGAAAUGUGAAUUAUUUCAAGUGGAAGUGGAGUUUGAAGAAUUGUGAUUGUUAUGGAGCUUGUAUUGUGUAUUAAGUUUGGUCAUGGAGUGAUCUCCAUUUGAACUAUUUUCUGUCGUUUGAUUCCUUUUACCAUUUCCAAAUGUAAUCUUGGUUAUAUUUAGUUAAAUUAAAUGGUACGUUAUUUAAUAGAAUUUUUAGUUUUAUGCAA